Odocoileus virginianus texanus is the source of this 5644-nucleotide messenger RNA. It is a transcript of the gene FAM171B, whose product is annotated as family with sequence similarity 171 member B. NCBI's taxonomy places the organism in Eukaryota, Metazoa, Chordata, Mammalia, Artiodactyla, Cervidae. The record is from RefSeq and is a predicted model, not a curated record.
AUGGCGAGGCUCAGCCGGCGCGUCCCUUGCACCCUGCUCCUCGGCCUGGCCGCGGUGCUGCUGAAGGCGAGGCUGGUCCCCGCGGCCGCCAGAGCCGAGCUCAGCCGCUCCGACCUCAGCCUCAUCCAGCAGCAGCAGCAGCGGCAGCGGGAGGAAGCCGAGGAAGAGAGGCCGGAGGUGCCCGGGGCAUCCUCCACAGUCGCCGCUCCAGUGUCUGUAUUUAUGCUGAAAGUCCAGGUGAAUGACAUCAUCAGUCGUCAGUACCUGAGUCAAGCAGUUGUAGAAGUGUUUGUAAACUACACAAAGACAAAUUCCACAGUAACUAGAAACAAUGGAGCAGUGUUGAUAAGAGUACCCUACAAGUUAGGACUCAGCUUGACCAUUAUUGCUUACAAAGAUGGCUACGUGUUGACACCUCUACCUUGGAAGACCAGAAGAAUGCCAAUAUAUUCAUCAGUUACACUUUCAUUGUUCCCACAAAACCAAGCAAAUAUAUGGCUAUUUGAAGACACUAUUUUAAUUACUGGAAAAUUAGCUGAUGCCAAAUCUCAACCAAGUGUUCAGUUUUCAAAAGCCUUAAUUAAACUACCCAACAACCAUCAUAUUAGCAAUGUUACAGGCUACCUUACAGUUCUACAACAGUUUUUGAAAGUGGAUAAUUUUCUGUAUACAACUGGCAUUACUCUCAAUAAGUCAGGUUUUGAAAGCAUUGAAUUAACUCCUCUUGCUGCAAUAUGUGUGAAAAUAUAUUCUGGAGGAAAAGAAUUAAAGGUGGAUGGCUCUAUUCAAAUUUCUCUUCCUCUUCUACAUACAAAUGAUGUGAGUGCAGGGGAUCACAUACCUGCCUGGACAUUUGAUAUGAACACAGGUGCGUGGGUAAAUCAUGGCCAGGGAAUGGUCAAGGAAUAUAACAGUCAUUUAAUUUGGACAUAUGAUGCACCACAUUUGGGCUACUGGAUAGCAGCUCCACUUCCAGGAACUAGAGGGUCAGGUAUAAAUGGAGAUUCAAAGGACAUAACUGCCUACCACACAGUAUUUCUCACAGCCAUAUUAGGAGGAACAAUAGUCAUUGUCAUUGGAUUUUUUGCUGUACUUCUUUGUUAUUGCAGGGAUAAGUGUGGUACUCCACAGAAAAGAGAAAGAAAUACCACUAAACUUGAGGUCCUCAAGAGAGACCAGACAACUUCAACAACUCACAUAAAUCACAUCAGUUCAGUCAAAGUUGCAUUAAAGACUGAGGACAAAUCACAGUUAUUCAAUGCCAAAAGCUCCUCGUACAGCCCUCCGAAAAAGGAAUCAUCCAAGGUGGAAGCAGAAGAAAGAAUUUCCAUGGUGAAAACUCGGGAUAAUUUAAAAAUCUACAACGAAGAUGUUUCAUUUCUGUCAGUUAAUCAAAAUAAUUACUCCAGAAACCCAGCACAGUCUUUGGAGCCCAAUGUAGGGUCCAAACAACUUAAACAUGUUAACAACAAUAUGUCUUCGUCUCUAGGUGAUACGCAAGAGGAAAAGAGGUAUCUCACAGGUAAUGAAGAGGCAUAUGGGCAUUCCCACAUUCCAGAACAGAUCAUGCACAUCUACAGCCAGCCCAUAGCCAUCCUUCAAACAUCUGACCUCUUCCCCACUCCAGAGCAGUUGCAUCCUGCUAAGUCAGCUACUCUGCCGAGAAAGGGACAGUUAGUCUAUGGCCAACUGAUGGAGCCAGUAAAUAGAGAGAACUUUACACAGACAUUACCGAAAAUGCCAAUGCAUUCUCAUGCCCAGCCCCCAGAUGCCAGGGAAGAGAAUAUCCCACUGGAAGGUCAACAGAGUUUGCCAUCCCAAACUUCAGAUUGGAGCCGAUAUUCAAACAGCCUCCUCGAAUCUGUUUCUGUCCCUGGAACACUAAAUGAAGCUGUUGUAAUGACUCCCUUUUCAUCAGAGCUUCAAGGAAUUUCAGAACAGACCCUCCUAGAACUGUCCAAAGGAAAGCCCUCCCCCCACCCCAGAGCCUGGUUUGUGUCUCUUGAUGGAAAGCCGGUCGCACAGGUGAGGCACUCCUUCAUAGACCUGAAAAAGGGCAAGAGAGCCCAGAGCAAUGACACGAGUCUGGACUCUGGGGUGGACAUGAAUGAGCACCACUCAAGUAGGAAACUGGAGAGGGAGAAAACGUUCAUCAAAAGCAUGCAUCAGCCUAAGAUCCUUUACUUAGAAGACUUAGACCUGAGCAGUAGUGAGAGUGGAACCACUGUCUGCUCUCCAGAGGACCCAGCUUUAAGGCACAUCCUAGAUGGAGGGAGUGCAGCUAUCAUGGAGCACCCUGGGGAAGAGUCCCCAGGAAGAAAAAGCACCGCUGAAGAGUUUGAAGCCAAUAUAUCCCCCACUAAGAAAAGGGGCAGACCACCACCACUAGCCAAGAGAGAGAGCAAAACUAACAUCUGGAAGAAGCGAGAGGAACGCCCACUGAUUCCCAUAAAUUAACACCAAGAGUGGUUGUGUCUGUUGUCUUGUGCUGUUUAUUCUUGCUUUUUAUUGUAAACUGCUGUGUGAACUUCUGAAGAAGCUGAGACUGAGCAAUCUCAUGGUCCCUGGACAUGUCUCAAGCAGAGUAAAUAGUGAAAUGGUAAUUCAGUAGUGAGAAAGAUACCAAGAAAUGCUUUUUUCUGGCCUAUGCUUAUUUAUUUAUUUUUGGGUGAUGAAUUUGAAGUAUCUGAGGGUUCAAAAUGUAAAAUAGUAUCCGAAAUUGUUGCUCAGUCAUCAAGUUGAGCCCUGACUCUGAAGAAUAACAGUGAAAAGUAUACUCCUAAAGUUGCUUUCAAAAAUAUUGCUUCUGCUUUGACAACCCCUGUGAAACAUUUAGAAAUGAAACUGUAUUACUCUCGUGAAAUGUUACUAUUAUAUUCUCCACUGCAUAUACUUGAAAAUAACUGGAUAAAUGUUCUGGAUUGAUGUUAUUCUAGAGUUCAAAGGCCAAACCACAUCUUCUUUCAUUUUUAAACAGCAUGUAUAUUGUAUCAACCCAAAAGUAAAUUCCAUACUCACCUAAAAUGGGCAAGAAGCUACUUGGUUGUUAGAGAGGGAAAUGCCAGCUCUUUGGUUGUUUUUAGAUAAAACUUCACAGAAUAAAAAGGUGUUAGUUUAUCUAGAAAUCUGAGAAAUGAAUGUUCUGAUACUGAAUUUUUAUUUAAAAAUUUCUUACCCCCUUCCCCAUCACCAAAAGGGAAAUGAGCUUAGCUGUCAAGAAAAAUUUUUACCAGUCUUUAAAAAGAAAAUCGUUCCUCCGCCUCCCCAAUCUUUAAGGCUCACUGAUACAUACAGACUGAAAUCCGUUUUAAGAUAUUUCUUCUAUUCAAAAAAUAGUCACUUAAACUAUUAAACUUGAUUUUAAGAAAUCAAUGAAUUGAAAAUUUCUUAUAAACAUCCAAACUUAAAAUAUGUGGAGCUAAAGGAAAUAAACAUUUCAAUUUUUUCUGAAAUGUCAAGCAGAAAAAACAUGCCAUUUCUCUUGAGAUUCAAGAAUAUCUUCAGGAUCCCAGGUAUACAUCCAGAUUUCUUUAUUGCUGACAUUCUAAAAAAUGUUUGGGAACAACAGUUUCAAUUUCACAGGAGAAGUAAAAGAUUUUUCUUAAAUCACUUAAAUGCUUUUAACUUAUAUAACAUUUUUUCCAGAUUUGGAAGUAAUAUAUUCUUUUCAUCAUAGCAGAGAAUUAGUGUGAACACGUUCAACAGCCAUUUUCAAUUUUAAGUGCUUUCAACUCUGAAUUAUCAUACAUGUCCUAAAAAUGAAACUUUGUUAAUUAAAAUCAACUCAUCUCAUUUUUCUUAAAAUUUCCAUAAAGGCAAAUGUCUGAAGCAGCUUACCCUUUUCCUUGGGGGGGUGGGGGGAAAUGAAACUAAAUUGCUUUAUUUCUCAUGCACUACUAAUUAAGAUGAGAGCAACAUAGAGACCCAAGGCACAUAAACAAGUUGUAAGAACUAAAAUUAACCACAUUAGCUUCAGUCAAACUGUAGAUAGAUAUACAGCAAAAGACAACAGCUUUUCCCCCAAGACAGUAGACUUCAGCCAGGUUUUUCCUGUAACCAUUUCUGAAGCAUGUAAUUGUCAGAUAACAUUCCUUUCUGUAUUAACCCAAAGAAUUUAAAGAUCUAGGUAAAGGUUUGCUAUAUUCUACCCCAAUCCAUAGAAGAGAGAAAUGUUUUGGUUAAUACCUACAUUUACUUUUUUGAGGGAGGGGUGAUAAGGUCCAAAAUUAGAGGCAGUUUCUUACUGGUUUUACACAGAAAGAUGUAUUAAAGGUGACGUAAAUGAAAAUGAUUUGGAAAAGGUUAAGGAGUUAGUGCUCUGCUGAAGUGCCUUUGAUAUAGACUUGCUUUAUUAGAAGGAUAUGAUAACAUCUUUCUUAAAUGUGCAUUUUCUUUCUGUUAGCCAAAUUAAACAGAUGUGCAGUUUUAUUAAAAAUAUAGAUCUAGUGUUUCACGUUGGAACAAUGAAUUUUGCAUGCCAGUAACAUCUCUUUGUGUAUUCUUUUUUCAAUCUAGGUUGGAAUGAAGUUAGAAACUAUAUAGUAAUAUACUGAACUUUGACAUUUUAAGUGUAUAUUUUUCCCACCCUUAAAAAUGUUCAGUCUCUCAUCUUGGUAAUGGAAUACACACUUUGAUAUAAGGGUGUGCCAUUAAGGUAUGCCACUUACUCAUUCUUGUGAAAAGGAAAUGAGAAGAUGUAUCCCCAAGGGCUUUUCUAGAAAUACUUUUAUUGGUUUCAGAAUAAAACCUUAUUUUUUUAUACACUGCACAUUCUGUUCUCAAUUGGGAAGUAUAGGUAAUUUAUCUUUUUCUAAUGAUCCAAAAUGUGUAACUUCUCAUUUGUGAGUAGUUCACAAAUUUCCUGUUAAAGAGCUGAAGCCAUCUACUUUUUCUUAACCCAAGUGAUAAUAAACCGGCAAUAUUCACAACUUUCUUAAAAUUUUUAAAUUGAAAACCACCACAGUUUUUUGCAAAUGAAAACCUUGAGAAUUUUAGUCACAAAUUGUUAACAUUUGUGGAUCCUUUGUAUAUACUUUGGAUAUAACUUAAAAGCAAAAUUAUCCCUCAAUGAACUGAUGGAUUCAUUUACUAAAGCACAGCUAUAUGUAUUUUUGAAUACAUAUGAUCUUGAAUUUGUAAAAUCCAUUUGUAUGACAUUUAUGCAAUUGUAUAGGGAUUAUGCCCUUUUAUAAUACACAGUAUAUACCACGAAGGUCACAAAUGUUGAGGAAUAAAAGCACUUCUUUGCUUUGGCAAUCAUUUUCAGAUCACUUUCUGUAUGUUUGAAUCCUCUGGUAUCAAUACAUAAAAGUUUUGGGGAUCUUUGGGUCCAAUAAUGCCCCUCAAAACUUCCAGGAAGGUGAAGCUCAAAGUUACAUGUUCAUUUAUAGGGAAUGAGUUACUCAUUUCUCCACGUACUAGAGUUGUAAAGAAUUUAACUAUGUUAAUUUCCAUCUCAGAACUAGAGUUGACGUUUUGCCCUCUGUUUCCAGGUGUUUCUAUCUUUUGUAUUCUCUCAUCAGAGGAAUCUCACAUUUCAGUGUAUUUAUGCCAUCACUACUAUAUUUACUGCUGGAAACUGUUAAAAAUCUGAAGAUUUGUAAAAAUGUUAAACAGUUCAUUAAAGAUAAUAAAAUCUAAAAAU